UAACUCACCGGGAUCAUAACAUGUUUCAGUUUGAGUCGGAGCGUCACAGUGUGACACCAGCGGAACUAAAGGCGCUAGCAGCGUUAGCAUCGUUAGCUCUGUGUGUGUGUGAGGUGAAUGUUUGAGUGUGUGCAGCAACAAUGUCUUCAGUUCAGUCUCUGAGAGGGUUUAUCAGCGAGCGACUAACUGCUGCUGCUGAAGAAAUAUUCACAGAGUUUGAAAAAACCAUCGUCCGGUACGAGGAAGAGAUCGAUCGUCAGCGCAGACUGCUGGACAUCAGCUGGAAACCUCACACACACCUGCACACAACAGAUGUCCCACAGCAUCAGGUCUGGAAGGAGGAGAAGGUUCUCACUGAGCAGCAGCUUAGGAUUCAGGGGAAGAGCUCCAGUUUGGACCAGGAGGAACCAGAAACUCCAGAGGAGGAACCAGAACUUUCACAGCUGAAAGAGGAACAGGAGGAACUCUGUGUCAGUCGGGACGAAGCACAGCUUUCACUGAAACAGGAAGCUCCUGCUCAUGAGGACAGAAUUCACUGGGAACCAGAGCCAAAUUGGGACCAGUUAUUUUCUCAGAACUCUCCUGAAGCUGACCAGGAUCAGGCAGGAAGCUGGUCUGAAGACCCUGGAUCCAGCAGAGAACAGGAGCUGAAGCGAAACCAGAGAAGUCCAGAAACCAGAGAACUCAGAAAUGUUGUGGACUGUCCAGAACGAAAGAAGUCCAGAACCUAUGAUGCAACUGUGAAGCCGUUUCAGUGUGAUUCAUGUGGCAAACGUUUCUCAAAGGGUUCUCACCUGAACGAUCACGUUAGAACCCACACAGAGGGUUGA
Nematolebias whitei (Rio pearlfish) is the source of this 830-nucleotide messenger RNA. Its product is annotated as zinc finger protein 200. Bases 141 to 830 code for a protein of 229 amino acids. The transcript is spliced from 3 exons. NCBI's taxonomy places the organism in Eukaryota, Metazoa, Chordata, Actinopteri, Cyprinodontiformes, Rivulidae. The record is from RefSeq and is a predicted model, not a curated record.